Drosophila takahashii is the source of this 450-nucleotide messenger RNA. The record is from RefSeq and is a predicted model, not a curated record. NCBI's taxonomy places the organism in Eukaryota, Metazoa, Arthropoda, Insecta, Diptera, Drosophilidae.
AUAGGCCAUACACAUUUGGAAAAGUUACUAUUUUACUAUCCAGUUUAAAGUCACAAGUAUGUGGAGCUCGAUAAACUGGAUUCUGCCGGGUCUCCUGAUUCUCUUUGCUCCUAUUGACUGCUGGAAAUUGCCACCGAACGCAUGCACCGCCAAUGGAACUCGAGCAGAAUGUCCUACAUCAUGUCCUGACUCCUGCGAGUUCUACAGCUUAGGACCGUGCUUUCCACUGUGUGGAGCUCCAUGUGUAUGUAAGCCAGGAUAUGUGAUUAAUACAAAGAUUCCAGCCUGUGUUCUGCUCUCCGAUUGCCCGAAAGAUGUAGUUAAAAAGACAACUAGGGUUCAACAUAUCGAUCACUUCAAAUGUUUUGGUCACAAUUUUGACUGUUUGCUACCGCCGUAAAUGGUACACUUUGGAUUAAAAUUUUUUCGGUACCGAUUAGAAGUAGAGCU